Messenger RNA from Lathyrus oleraceus (garden pea), 1005 nucleotides. RefSeq names its product DNA (cytosine-5)-methyltransferase 1. Lineage: Eukaryota; Viridiplantae; Streptophyta; Magnoliopsida; Fabales; Fabaceae. The transcript has 2 exons. The record is from RefSeq and is a predicted model, not a curated record. Bases 361 to 1005 code for a protein of 214 amino acids.
AAUUUCUUUCCAUCUAUACCAAAACGCUUCUCAAUCCCAUUUCUCCAGAUCUACAACCCGCGUUUUGCAUACAAGGAAAAUUUUCCAACUCAUGGGUUCCGCUUCACUUCUGAAUCCCUCUGAUUCGUCUCUACCGGGUGGCAAGGACAACACGAGUAAAGAAGAGUCUGUUUCAAACACUGAAGGGGAAGUUUGUCAGAGAGUAGUGAGCAGCCUGCUCCUACUCGGAAAGUGCCGAAACGAUCCGCAAGUGCAGCAAGUAAAAAUUUGAAGGCGAAGUCUUUUUCCAUACCUGAUAAGUCUUGUCUUGUUGAAACAAAGAAGGAUCAGGUUGCAGAAGGAGAAUUGCUAGCGGUCCGUAUGACUGCUGGACAAGAGGAUGACCGCCCAAAUAGAAGACUUACAGACUUUAUCCUUCAUGAUGAAAAUGGUGUAGCACAGGCACUUGAGAUGCUUGAAAUCAAGGAUUUAUUCAUCACUGGACUUAUAUUGCCACUAAAAGGAAAUGCUGACAAGAAAAAAGAGCAAGGUGUUAGAUGUCAUGGUUUUGGUCGAAUUGAGUCAUGGGACAUAUCUGGUUAUGAGGAUGGCUCUCCAGUGAUAUGGAUUUCUACUGAGAUUGCUGACUACGAUUGCCAGAAACCAGCUGGUACCUACAAAAAAUACUAUGAUCUUUUCUUUGAAAAAGCACGGGCUUGCUUAGAAGUGUACAAAAAACUAGCAAAGUCUUCUGGGGGAGAUCCUGACAUAAGCCUUGAUGAGUUACUUGCUGGCAUGGCACGGUCAAUGAGUGGUAGCAAGUACUUUUCUGGAACUGCAUCACUAAAGGAAUUCAUUAUUUCUCAGGGUGAUUUUAUUUAUAAGCAACUCAUUGGUUUAGACACAAUGUUGAAGGCAAAUGACAAGGGGUUUGAAGAUAUUCCUGCUUUGAUUGCUCUUAGAGAUGAGAGCAAGAAACAAGCACACUUUGCAAACACACAAGUAAGGCCAUCAAAUGCGACUUAA